AUGACUCUUAAAUCACCCAAAACAAUUUGGGAUUAUCUGAAAGAGGAAUACGCUGGAAAUGAUAGAAUACGAAGCAUGCAAGUGCUGAAUUUAAGGAGGGAAUUUGAGCUUCAAAGGAUGGAAGAGUCAGAGACAAUCAAAGAAUACUCAAACAAAUUAUUGGGUAUUGCCAACAAGAUAAAGUUGUUGGGAAGUGAUUUUGCUGAUUCAAGAAUUGUAGAGAAAAUUUUGGUAACGGUGCCGGAGAGGUAUGAAGCAUCUAUAGCUUCAUUGGAGAACACAAAGGAUCUGUCGAAAAUCACAUUGGCAGAAGUGCUACAUGCCCUGCAAGCUCAAGAGCAGCGAAGGUUGAUGAGGCAAGAUCGUGUUGUCGAAGGUGCUUUGCCCACCAAACAUCACGAAGUUGAUGAAAGCAAAAAAGAUUUUUUCAAGCAGCGAAAAUAA
Messenger RNA from Glycine soja, 444 nucleotides. RefSeq lists its product as uncharacterized. The coding region runs from base 1 to 444 and encodes 147 amino acids. The transcript has a single exon. NCBI's taxonomy places the organism in Eukaryota, Viridiplantae, Streptophyta, Magnoliopsida, Fabales, Fabaceae. The record is from RefSeq and is a predicted model, not a curated record.